Molecule: messenger RNA, 1185 nt
Organism: Ornithodoros turicata
Lineage: Eukaryota; Metazoa; Arthropoda; Arachnida; Ixodida; Argasidae
Gene: Rpn13
Product: proteasomal ubiquitin receptor ADRM1-like
Exons: 8
Coding region: 87-1154 (355 amino acids)
Cellular component (GO): nucleus; cytoplasm; proteasome regulatory particle, lid subcomplex
Molecular function (GO): proteasome binding; endopeptidase activator activity
Source: RefSeq, a predicted model, not a curated record
UGUGGAUUGGGCUGGCAACAUCCUCACUUUAGAUGACACUAAAAUUUUGAGUGUGAGCUGUAUUGUGGUAGCAAAAAAAAAACAGUAUGACUCGAGGCUUUCUAUUCGGGGGAAACGCAAAUAAUCAGAAUCAAAGCAAGUAUUUGGUUGAGUUCAAAGCGGGAAAAAUGAGUCAGAAGGGUAAGAUGGUGCACCCAGACAAGCGGCAAGGAAUGGUGUAUGUUCAUCAGAGUGAGGAUUCACUCAUGCACUUCUGCUGGAAAGAUCGUACCAGUGGUGCCGUGGAAGAAGAUCUGAUAAUUUUCCCGGAUGACGUGGAAUUCAAGAGAGUCCCAGAAUGCACAACAGGGAGAGUUUACGUCCUCAAGUUCAAGUCCUCGUCACGAAGAUGCUUCUAUUGGAUGCAGGAGCCUAAAGCUGAAAAAGACCAAGAGCUUGUUCGCAAAGUGAACGAGUUUCUCAACAAUCCACCUAGCCGAGCUCCUUCUUCGGACCUGCAGGCAGAGUUGAGUAACAUAGGGGAUGAAAAUCUACAGAACCUCCUCAACAACAUGAGCCAACAUCAACUGGUGCAACUUCUCGGAGGAAUUGGUGGAAGCAACCUGAGCUCCUUGUUGGGCAGAGGAUCCUCAACAUCAAUCUCUGGCGCUCGCAGGACAACGGAAACUUUGCCACCAUCGAGCACUACGACCCAGGAGAGUGAACCCUCCAUUCAGCUGAGUGACCUGCAGAGUAUCCUCUCUGGCAUCAAAGUGCCCAGUUCUGAACAAAUGGGUGGAGAUGCCAACAAAGAGCAGCCUGUCAAUGUUGACCUCUCAACGGCACUCAAUGCGGAGGCAGUCUUGCAACCUCUCCUCUCCAAUCGGGAACUGAUGUCACGUGUGGAAGCACUGCUGCCUCCUCAAGUGGGUCAAACGUCAGAUGAACAUCUUCGGGAUACUCUGAGAUCACCACAAUUUCAACAGGCAUUGAGCAUGUUCAGCAGUGCUCUCCAAUCCGGCCAAUUAGGUCCACUCAUGGCACAGUUUGGAAUGGAUGCCACAGUGGUAGAUGCUGCUAACUCUGGAGACAUGGAAGCUUUUGUGAAAGCCCUGCAGAGCUCAAAGUCUGAUGAGAAGCCCAAGGAUGAAGAUGAAGACAUGGGCCUUGACUGAACUAACGCAUUAAACUCUGAAUCAUGACGUA